Molecule: messenger RNA, 1798 nt
Organism: Physcomitrium patens
Lineage: Eukaryota; Viridiplantae; Streptophyta; Bryopsida; Funariales; Funariaceae
Source: RefSeq, a predicted model, not a curated record
UUCUGCCAGGGAAGGCACAAAAAGCAGCAGCGGUGCUACGGUGCCGCUGCAGCGCCGCAGGAUGAUGAUGAUGAUGAUGCAGAUGCUCAAAUCUGCUGCCGAGCCUGCUGGUGCCCGGUACCCCACUGCAUCCCCUAGAUCAUCACCCCUCAAGCACCUCCCCAUGUUGCAUAUCUCCCCAUUGCAAUCCUGUCUCCACCAUCCUGCUCGACCUGGAGUUUCCGGCCUCGCGUUGCCACUCACCCUAUGAUGCGCUGUGAGCGGUCAGCUGCGCAUGGAGACUCUCCCACUGGGUCAUGAGCACUCGCUGGAGUCGCUGUGUUGGGGUGCGAAUACAAUGUUCCGUAACGGCGCCGUGGUUGUUGACGGCGAGAUGGCAGGCCGCAGAUCAGUUCGGUUGGACUCGAUCUGGUGGCGCGGUGGUGACCUUCGCGUGCUCUCCAGGUCUCGUUGCGGUGCGCCUUCUCGAAGGGCAAGGUGGUCGUUGCUUUCUCGUACUCUCAAGAGGCGGAUCAUUGGAGGAUUCGUCGAACGUGUGCAGUCACGUAGCUGGAGCAUGUGACUGGAAAUCAGAGGGAGUACUCGUGUCUCGGGUUUGCUUAGUGCGGCCUUCAGAACUCAUCGUUGCGAUGUGUAACUUUUGUGGACAGUUUGGUGGGUGCGAAGCGUCAGGUGGGGAGCGUAAUGUAUUUCUGAUUGGGACUUUGUGGAGGUGGGCUCCCAUUAGCAGCUGAAAUUGGACCUGAGCUCCACGGACACGACCAUAUUCGCUUUUUUUAUUCCGAUAUUUAACGAAGGUUUUAGGUGACUGGCUCGAUGUUGUCUACCCCUAGACUACUGAAAUUGGGGGGUUACUAUUAACAUUAGUAGUGCUGGAGUAAAGUCAACGUUGCAAUCUUCAGGAAUUUGGUUGUCUGAAUUCCUUCAGAAAAUGAACUUGCAGACGCUGCGGAGCAGAAAAAUGUGUCGGAGGUUGUUUUCAUAUGCAAGUCUUAUGGAGUUACCACGAGCCUUUGCCAUUACUCGAUAUGGACCGGUCUCACUCAAUUCCCUAGCUAGUUGAUCGGCAGUAGCUUCUUCUAGCAAUGUUCACUGGACCUUGGACCCUCUAAACCCUCCAGUCAUUCUUUGGCACUUUACUUCGUGUCACUGACCUAUCGACUAAAACAUUCAUUAACCUUUACUAACCAGGUUACUCAGCGACGAUCAAGAUGAAAUUUGGUAUUGAAACUACGGUUUCUAAAUAUGUGGCUUCGGUUCUUCCAGAGGCUAUCUACGAUCGCCCCACUGACUUGAUUCUAUGGUCAGGAGCCCACCCUCUACCCAUAUGCAAUGCGGUACGAAUCCCAAGAUAUAGUUAUACAAUUCACACUCUCAAGCUUAUCGCAAUUCAAGAUCUCGGCACUGGGUCGGUGAUCAAUUUUGCAACUCCAACUUUCUUCCUCAUCCUGAUCUGCAUCCGAUGACAGGCUUAUGCUUGGCGCUCAUGACCUAGUUGUGCUAGUAAAUAGACAACAUAUCGGAGACUCCUGUGGGGCAAUCUAAUCAGCUGGAGCGUGAGGCUGAUUACCACGCUAGAGGUUUCACUUCCUGUAAUCGACGUUUACUCGUGUAGUGCAGUACAGAUCCUAAGGUUUUCCAACAAGUGAAAGUUUAGAUUUCUUUUAUCGUAGUAGCUGUGGUGCUAACUUACUAUUUUUGCUCUCAUUUGCUGCAGAAUCGUCCUAGUGUGUUCAUUUCACCUCCCAUCUCACCAUUUGAAAAUACAAUUCGUUCUCGCAAUUCUUAAAUGCUUCAA